AUGAUUGAGGGUGAUUGCAAUAGUCUGUCCGUUAAGGAUUACUCGGAUGAUGGCAAUGAUAUGUACGGAAAAAAAGAAACUCUGAUAGCACCAACAAACCCUUGUCCGAGACCGAGUGGCAAUACUCUGUACGGGAUAGACCACUCGGAUAAUAGCAAUACUCUGUACGGGAUAGACCACUGGGAUAAUGGCAAUACUCUGUACGGGAUAGACCACUCGGAUAAUGGCAAUACUCUGUCCGGGAUAGACCACUCGGAUAAUGGCAAUACUCUGUCCGGGAUAGACCACUCGGAUAAUGGCUAUACUCUGUACGGGAUAGACCACUCGGAUAAUGGCUAUACUCUGUACGGGAUAGACCACUCGGAUAAUGGCAAUACUCUGUCCGGGAUAGACCACUCGGAUAAUGGCUAUACUCUGUACUGGAUAGACCACUCGGAUAAUGGCAAUACUCUGUACGGGAUAGACCACUAG
Messenger RNA from Nematostella vectensis (starlet sea anemone), 471 nucleotides. RefSeq names its product nacrein-like protein C1. The coding region runs from base 1 to 471 and encodes 156 amino acids. The record is from RefSeq and is a predicted model, not a curated record. The transcript has 2 exons. Lineage: Eukaryota; Metazoa; Cnidaria; Anthozoa; Actiniaria; Edwardsiidae.